AUGCUCGGAGUUGAUUUAGGUGGCACAGUUACCAAGAUCUGCUAUGUAGGCGAAAAUGGAGAGCGAAAAUUCUUUUUAGUACCCACGAAGAUGGAAGAAUUAGAAGAUUUCUUCAGAGUUGAUGAACAAAAUAAUUUAUAUGUACCUAAAAUUAACAAGAAAAUAGUUCGCUGGGGUAUAACAGGAUGUGGAUCAGUUCGAUGCAAAGAAUUUUUCGAAAAAAUCAAUCCAAAACCUGUUUAUCUUGACGAAUUAACGAUUCAGACUUACGGAGCCUUAAAAUUACUCAAAGAAGAAAAUCUUCUCCAUUUCUUUGGAGGCAAUAAAAUUAUCAACGAACCAUGCCUUUUGAUUUCUUUGGGAACCGGAGUUUCAUUUACUGUUUCAGAGACAGAUAAACCAGUUAAACAUGCCGGUGGAUCUUCCUUAGGUGGAGGAACAUUGAUGGGUCUUGCAAAUCUAUUGCUAGGAAUGAAUGAUUUUGAUGAACUACUUGGCCUUGCAGCAAAUGGAGAUCCUAAUACAUUAGACUUACUUAUAUCGGAUAUCUACGGCCAAAACUACGGCAGUACACUCAAAUCUAAUGUUUGCGCUUCUUCAUUUGCAAAAGCUUCGAUGAACCAUAAUAAUCCUGCUUCGAAAGAAGACAUUGCUGCAUCAUUAGUUUGCACAAUAUGCUAUGCUAUUGCCGGACAAGCUGCAGCUAUCGCAAGAGCUGAAAAAGUCAAAACUCUUGUCUUUGUAGGAGGAUUUCUCUCUACAAAAGGACAUAUUCCUGAAGCACUUGAGCGUGCAGUUACACUUUUCGAUCCAGAUUUAUCUAUUGUAAUACCAGAAAAUCAUCAAUUCGUUGGAUCAAUUGGAUGUGCAAUGAAAGUUGCAGAAUCAUAA
Trichomonas vaginalis G3 is the source of this 891-nucleotide messenger RNA. RefSeq names its product pantothenate kinase protein. The record is from RefSeq and is a predicted model, not a curated record. Gene Ontology annotation, molecular function: ATP binding; pantothenate kinase activity. Gene Ontology annotation, cellular component: cytosol; nucleus. Gene Ontology annotation, biological process: coenzyme A biosynthetic process. Lineage: Eukaryota; Parabasalia; Trichomonadida; Trichomonadidae. The coding region runs from base 1 to 891 and encodes 296 amino acids. The transcript has a single exon.